GACUUUGACAACUUCAGUCCAUCAUGGCUGGUGAUAGCGAUGGUCUCGUUGGUCAUUAUUUAAGUAAUUUUUCUAUUCCAGUUUUAUCAUGUACUUCAUCCACAAUUUGACAAUAAUUCAAGCAAAACUCACACCAUGUCCAAACAUAGAAAAUCCGGAAAGAAACACUCCUCAAACAGCCUAGCAGAUGUAACAAUCAACGAUUUCGCCAACUCUUCAGUAUGCAAAUACCGUACAAGAAAAUCAACCACUAACGUCAAUAAAGUACUGAAACAGCUAGAAGACGAUAAAAACUGGGAUGAAAAAACGGAAGAUUUCGAUGGGAAUUUCGUCGAGAAAGAGAACGAAGACGGGACCAUAUCAUACGUCAUCCAAAAAUCAGAACCACGAAGAAGAAGAAAGACAGUGUCCAGUAGUGAAGACCGCAAACCUGACGAUACCGGAAAUGAAUAUCCCAUAGAUAUUUGGUUUCUGAUUUCUGAAUAUAUCCGACCUGAAGAUGUCGGUCGAUUUGCAGGAAUCUGCAAAGCUUCAUAUGAGGUUGUUUCAACAGCGAAAUUCUGGUUUUCCAUGUACAAACGGCACUACAAGAGCGUACCAAAUCUGCCCGAACGUCUCCACCCCGAAUGCCUCUUCAGGAAAUACGGUAUUCGCACGUCGGUUAUAAGGGCUCUAAAUUACAUGUACAUACCCUUCAUUUCGCGCUUGAAGUCCAUGGAAAGACUAGAACAGCAUCCAGAUAUUCUAAAGAAAACGCGGUGCGUCCUGAUGUGGCACAAAAAAACCGAUACUCAGUGCCUGUACUAUUUCAAGAUGAAGAUAAAUGUCCAGUCGCCGCAUCGCAGAAGCCAGAAAGAGACUUAUCAACCGGACCUUCUGGAGAUGCUUGACGACGUUUUUGCCAAUCAGGACGAAAGUUGCAGAAUCCUGCAAGUCACAUGCAAACACCUCAUUCCCAUAGCCCCGGUGUUGGGCCUUACACUGACAUCUGCCCAACUCAACUUAUCCGCGGAGUUGAGAUCCUAUAAGCUACAGUUGUGGUUUGGGUCCGAGAUUCAAAGCUGCAAUCCCUCAACAGGUGGCAACGGCAACACUCUCAUCAUCCUGGAACCUGUGAUCAAUGUUAAAGUGCUAGACUGGUGGCACCCUCUUUAUCCCCACAGUUAUAAUAUGGAAUAUUUGUGCAACCAAGAGUAGAACAGAACCAUGUUCACAUGGAUGAUCAAAGCUAACUCCGUUUCAUGCCCCCGUUCCAAUAGAUGUGUGUUUAGGCGGUAAAAAAUUACAGUUUUUACAUAAACACAGGAUUUCAACUUUGUUCGUGUUGGGACGAUUUCAGUUUCAAUGGCUUAAGUGUAUUUAUUUUUACAAAUAAAUUUUUUCAGUUGA
Messenger RNA from Zophobas morio, 1389 nucleotides. It is a transcript of the gene fsd, whose product is annotated as transmembrane protein 183. The record is from RefSeq and is a predicted model, not a curated record. The transcript is spliced from 2 exons. Gene Ontology annotation, cellular component: SCF ubiquitin ligase complex. Bases 136 to 1197 code for a protein of 353 amino acids. Gene Ontology annotation, biological process: regulation of protein stability. Gene Ontology annotation, molecular function: protein binding. Lineage: Eukaryota; Metazoa; Arthropoda; Insecta; Coleoptera; Tenebrionidae.